This is a messenger RNA of Penicillium cinerascens, 420 nucleotides long. Its product is annotated as cytochrome c oxidase subunit VIa. Gene Ontology annotation, molecular function: enzyme regulator activity. The record is from RefSeq and is a predicted model, not a curated record. Bases 1 to 420 code for a protein of 139 amino acids. The transcript has 5 exons. Lineage: Eukaryota; Fungi; Ascomycota; Eurotiomycetes; Eurotiales; Aspergillaceae. Gene Ontology annotation, cellular component: mitochondrial inner membrane. Gene Ontology annotation, biological process: mitochondrial electron transport, cytochrome c to oxygen.
AUGCUCUCCCGCAACGUUGCCCGCUUCUCUCAGCGUGCCUCGCAGCAGGCCCGCCAGGCCCCGGUCCGCCAGACCGUCCAGCGCCGCUUCGCCUCCUCCGAGACCCAGCCCUCGUGGAUCGUCGACAACGAGUUCAACCGCGAGCGCGCUGCUGUCAAGCACCACGCCGCCUCCACCAGCGACCUCUGGCGCAAGCUUUCGAUCUUCGCCGUUAUCCCCUGCCUGAUCGGUGGCGGUCUCAACGCCUACAACCUCUGGUCCGAGCACUGGGAGCACUGGGAGCACAUGCCCCCUCUCGAGGAGCGCACCGAGUACCCCUACCAGAACAUCCGCGUGAAGAACUACCCCUGGGGUGACGGUGACAAGACCAUCUUCUGGAACGACGAAGUCAACUACCACAACAAGGACAAGGCUACCUAA